AUGAAGACACUCAAUUACUAUCAUGUAUACCUCUCAUGUUGUCAUCUUCGAUUCGAAUGCAAGGAAACUGAACAUCUGCCCUGGGUUGUUUCGGCCAACUAUCUACCCGGCGACAACCAUACCCACAAGUACUUAUUCCCGAGUCCCGUCUCCAGGCCUACUGAAUGGAAGGACGAACAAAGACGUCCAUCAUCUAUGGCAGUUGACAGCAAGAACCUGGGCAACAAGAACCGUCCCUUCCUGUUUACCCAGGUUCUGGUUCUCAGCAGAGAGGUAGACUCCAAGCAAUUCGGAAGACCUCACGAGGGCAGCAAGCCCCCAAUGAGUGACAGGUCGAAAAGCAAGCAAUUCCAAAGCCUCUCGUCUCAUCUUUUCCUCAUCAAAGUGACUUGUUGCUGGACCAAGUGUCUCGUACCUCGUGCCCUGAGCCUAGGCGUCAGGUCCAUAACCGCCGCCGCCUCUGCUCUUCUUUGCUUCCGCAUCAAAGUCAACAUGCUAAUUUGGUGUUUGCAAGGCUGGUCUUUGCAAUAA
Molecule: messenger RNA, 531 nt
Organism: Colletotrichum lupini
Lineage: Eukaryota; Fungi; Ascomycota; Sordariomycetes; Glomerellales; Glomerellaceae
Exons: 5
Coding region: 1-531 (176 amino acids)
Source: RefSeq, a predicted model, not a curated record